Molecule: messenger RNA, 3122 nt
Organism: Microtus ochrogaster (prairie vole)
Lineage: Eukaryota; Metazoa; Chordata; Mammalia; Rodentia; Cricetidae
Gene: Extl1
Product: exostosin like glycosyltransferase 1
Cellular component (GO): membrane
Molecular function (GO): glycosyltransferase activity
Source: RefSeq, a predicted model, not a curated record
GGACCUGGAGCUGCCGGCAGCGCUUGUGGGGCUGGAGCAGGAUCGAAGCCCCUGGCUGUGGAUGGCCACAUGCCCCUGUGGAGAAGAAAGUCCUUCUGGCUGGCACUGUCAGUCUUCUGGCUCCUCCUCAUCUUCCUGGGACUCUUCCCGCUUCGCCUGGCAGUGCCACCCAGGCCGCUUCCAGGGCGCUCCCAAGGCUGGCCCCGCUGGCUGGAUGCUGCCUUCCUCCGGAGUUUCUUCCAACCUGAGGCACUCCCAGAAGAUGGCCCGCAGCUUCGUCAAGCUCCUCGGGGGAGCAGCUGCACCUGGGGAGCCUGCUUCGACACCUCCAAAUGUAAGGGAAAUCUUCUCAAGAUCUUUGUGCACUCUUCAGCUGGACCAACCGCUGAGGCUCAUCGCAGGAUCCUGGACUCCUUGGAAGGCUCCCGAUACUAUGCACUUAGCCCAGCAGAAGCUUGCCUCCACCUCUUCCUCCCCAGCCAGGACCAUAGAGGAGCCUGUGGGCCCCUGCCUCCGUACUGGAAUGGGGGCCGGAACCAUCUGGUCCUCAGUCUGUACCCAGCUCCCUGCACCAGGCUGGGACAGGCGAUGGUAGCUGAGGCCAGCCCCUCCUCGGACAUCUUCAGACCAGGCUUCGAUGUAGCGCUCCCAUAUCUUCCUGAAGCUCACCCACUGCGAGGUGGGGUCCCUGGUCAGCUGCGGCAGCAUAGUCCCCAGCCUGGGGCCACUCUACUGGCCGUAGCAGAGGAGAAGGGUGGUUGGCGCACCCAUGCCUCAGCCUGCCCUUGGGACAGGCACUGUGAACAAGACCCUGGACCCCAGCAGACCCACCCAGGAGAAACACUACCCAAUGCCACCUUCUGCCUCAUUCCUGGCCACCGAUCUGCUGCCUCCUGCUUCCUCCAAGCCCUUCAGGCCGGCUGUAUCCCUGUGCUCCUUAGCCCGCGCUGGGAGCUGCCUUUCUCCGAAGUCAUCGACUGGACCAAGGCAGCCAUCAUUGCUGAUGAGAGGCUCCCGCUGCAGGUCCUGACUGCCCUCCGUGAAAUGCUCCCUUCGCGGAUUCUCUCCCUGCGUCAGCAGACCCAGUUUCUGUGGACCGCCUACUUCUCUUCAGUGGAAAAAGUCGUCCACACCACACUAGAGAUCAUUCAGGACAGGAUCUGGGGUGCAUCAGGUCGCCCCUCACUGAUGUGGAACAGCCCCCCGGGGGCACUCCUGGCUCUCCCUACUUUUUCCACGAGCCUGAAGGACUUCCCCUUUUAUCACCUGCAACAGGGCUCCAGCCCUGAGAGCAGUUUCAGUGCCCUGAUCUGGGUGGGGGUCUCUGGCGAGCCCCUGCUGAAGCUUAUCCAGGUGGUGGCAGGUUCCCGGCACUGUGCCCAGAUCCUGAUCCUCUGGAGCAGUGAGGAGCCACCCCCUGACAGGUGGCCUGAGACAACAGUGCCCUUGGCAGUCAUCGAGGGGCACAGGAAGGCCAGCGAUCGAUUCUUCCCGUACGACAACAUCAGCACCAAUGCCAUCCUCAGCCUCGAUGUCCACAGCACUCUUUCUACCAGUGAGGUGGACUUUGCCUUUGCGGUGUGGCAGAGCUUCCCUGAGCGGAUGGUCGGCUUUCUGACGAGAAACCACUUCUGGAACGAGGCCCAGGGUGUCUGGGGCUACAGUACUGAGCUGGCCAAUGAAUUCUCCAUGGCCUUCACUACGGCUGCCUUCUACCACAGGUACUACCACACCCUCUUCACCCACUCCCUGACUAAGGCCCUGAGGACCCUGGUAGACGACACGCCUGCCUGUGUGGACGUCCUGAUGAAUUUCCUGGUAGCAACUGUCACCAGGCUGCCCCCUAUCAAGGUGCCUUACGGCAGGCAGCGCCAGGACGCCGCUCCGCUGGUCGCUGAGGGACCGGGGCCCAGACCCGAGCCUCAGCCUUUGGCUCAGGACUGCAUCAACCAUGUGGCAACAAGGUUCGGCCACAUGCCUCUGGUGUCCUCUCGAGUGCGAAUGGACCCGGUGCUGUUCAAGGACCCGGUGUCCGUGCAACGCAAGAAGUACCGCAGUCUAGAGAAACCCUAGGUAAAGCGCUGCACCAGCCUGCUGGGCAGGAGACAACCAAUCAAAACUUUUUACGGAUAAAAGUCACGUCUGGGUUGGCCGGGCACUACAGGGCGCCCUGAGGGGCGGGGUCUCCCCCUGGCUGAGGCGAAUCUGCGUUUGGCACAGGCCGGGGCACAAGCCGAUCCCGGUCCCAGAAAUGCCUUUCUCUGUAUCUCUGCCUGAUCCAUUCCUAACCCGCAUGCCCACUCACCUCCUUGGUGGUUCGAAGCCCUGGCACUGUUCACACUGAGUGCUUGUGCACACCGCCGGGCUUCAGGACGGGCCUGGGAGCUCCGGAGGGCGGAUCUUGCCCUCCUCUCUUUGGUCUGGCAGGUGCAUCGUAAGUUUUUUAUUUUUUAUUUUUAUUUUUUAUUUUUUUUGAGACAGGGUUUCAGUUGUAGCCCUGGCUAUCCUGAAACUAGCUUUGUAGACCAGGCUGUUCUCAAACUCAUAAAGAUCCGUCUGCCUCUGCCUUCCGAGUGCUGGGAUUAAAAGGUGUGCGCCACCACCGCCUCGCUCAUCGUAAAUAUUUGACCUAUAGUUACAAGAGUAUUAACUGGAUGUCAUCGUUGUGGAAAGUGGGCAGGCAGAGUGUGGAAGAGACAAAACUCCAUCCCCUGCUCUGGGGUUCUUAGUCCACGAAGAAAGCAGACAUCCGUAGACACCAGGGUUGCCAGGCUCAAUCAAGAGUAAGCAAAAAAGCCAGGACUCAGGAAUAACUGGAGAAUUUAGGGUAUUGUGUGCCAGAGAUGGCAGAUGCUGGUCUCUGGAGCAACCAAACUGGCCGUACUGCACUACCAACCUUGACCACUAAAGGUCAGCUGCACUACUCUCCCUUCAAAGGAAUGGAGUUUGGUGUUUGGUUUUGCUUUCUUGAUUUUUCUUUUCUUUCGUUUUUUCAAGACAGGGUUUCUCUGUAUAGUCCUGUCUGUCCUGAACUCAUUCAGUAGACAAGGCUAGCCUCGAACUCACAGAGAUCCACUUGCCUCUGCUUUCCAGAGAGCUAGGAUUAAAAGUGUUCGCCCUUA